Scomber scombrus (Atlantic mackerel) is the source of this 1957-nucleotide messenger RNA. RefSeq names its product DAP3 binding cell death enhancer 1 (gene dele1). The transcript is spliced from 12 exons. The record is from RefSeq and is a predicted model, not a curated record. The coding region runs from base 141 to 1733 and encodes 530 amino acids. NCBI's taxonomy places the organism in Eukaryota, Metazoa, Chordata, Actinopteri, Scombriformes, Scombridae. Gene Ontology annotation, molecular function: protein binding.
CCCGUGACCGGCUGUAUUUACAAGUGGCCAACCUGCCGCGGGACAUCCCAGCUAUUUUAUGGGGCCAGACGACCCUCCAGAUGAAUCUAAAAUGGAGAUAACUCGUCGAUUAAAGCUGCUGUGAAAGAAAAAGACGAACCAUGUGGAGGAUUCAAGGAUAUGUUGGAAGAGUUCUUCAUCGAUGGCAUGCCAAUACUCCUCUGCGAUUGCCCCAGAACCACCAUGUGGAGGACGAGUUCAUCAACACCUCCACUGUCCUCUCCACCUCUCGACACCCCUCUGACAGCAGCUCUCAGAAAGAGGAGGAUGGAGGGAGGAGGAAGAAACAGAGGACCUUUCAGUUCGGCUACACUGAGCUCCCACAUUACACAGCGCUGGAUGCUGUAGGAUGGGGUGCAGCAGCGGCUCUGUUCAUGCAGAUCUGCAGGAGGAUCCAUUCGCAGUUGUCCUCUGGUACGGAGCCCAGUCCGACCCCUGGAGCCCUACCAGCACCCUCCAUUUUGCAGAAGUGUGGCUACCGCAUCCUGCUGCAGACCUUAUCGAGGCGAGAUGUUCUGCCCAGAGGAAGGAGUGUGUUGUGUCUGCAGGGGGUGCCAGAAACUCAGAAUCAAGAUCAGUCCUCAGCACAGAGCAGCAGCAGCAGUAGUGAUGCCAGUCCUCAAAGCAGCAGUCCGCAGGACCAGCAUACAGCUGACUUUGCCAUCUCAGACCACCAGAGAGAACUCCUGUUCCAGGAUUCACCUAUACCUGAGGAAUCGUUGCUGUCAGCGUCUUGUCCUCUGGAGAAUGACACCAGCCACGACAAUGCAGAGACAAAAGAUGCUCAUGACAAGGACAUGUUGUCAGAUGAGGAGAGGCUUGCCGAGGCAGAGCUGAACCUCAGACAUGUGGGAGACACCAGUGUUCCUGUUGUCCUAAACAUCAUCGGUCUAGAAAGUGCCAAGACUGAGAAUUACGAAGAUGCUUUCACCUGUUUUUUGGCUGCAGCUCAGCAGGGUUACUGUAAGGCCCAGUUUAACACUGGUGUGUGCUAUGAGAAGGGCAGGGGGGUCCGCAAAGACAUGGAGAAGGCUCUGUAUUACUACAAGCAGGCAGCAGUCGGGGGUCACAAAGAGGCUCAAUACCGUUAUGCAAAGCUGCUCCUGACCAGCAGGGGCCAGCAGAGUGUAGAGGACCUGAAUACGGCUAUCAGCCUGCUGGAACAGGCUUCUGCAGCUGGACUCACUAAGGCUCAAGUCUGCCUGGCCUCCAUCUACUCUCAGGAGCCGGUGAGAGACAAGCGCAAGUCUGUCCGUUACCUACAGAUGGCUGCAGAGAGCAGAGACGACACCGCUCUGCUGCUCUUGGGUCAGUGUUAUGAGAGCGGUUUUGGGGUUCAGCAGAAUCUGAGGAUGGCGAUUGAAUUCUACAAACGAGCCGCUCAAGCAGGCAACAAGCAGGCUAAGAUCUUACUGAUGCCUCCUAAUGAGACAGGCGGGAAGGCUGAAGACGCAGUGUUGCGCUCCAUCCGUUCAGCUCCAUCGUUCUCUGCAUUUGACCAUCGCUUCCAGUCGCCUCUCUCUUCAAUGGCCAAUCAUGUCCCGUCCUCCGCCAGUCACCCCAUCACCUUUACCCUCCUUACUCACUCCCAGAGCACCGGGAGCCUAUGUGUCCCUUCGGCCUCCAUGCCUCUUCACCUCCAUCCCCACAGCGCAGAGGGAGGAAACUGCCAGUGGAUGGUGGGGGUUGGAUAGUUAGUCCAAGGCAGCAAAGGCCAGACUGAGGAAUGUAUUUUAUAGAGUGAUAGUAUCGUCACCAGAGGAGAAAAGUCAAAGUGUGUAUUGUUUGAAUUAGAUUUAUUAGAUUUUAUACAUCAUGUGAAUGCAUUGCUAUAUUACUGUUAAUUUGUUGAGUUUUUCAUAAGUCUGGAAGAGCUGUUUCGCACAAAGUCAUUAAAGAUAUGGUGCCUUUUCUUGUA